AUGAAAGAUUUCCAGGGAAGUACUUGGGAAGAGGUCGGUCUACUUGAAGGAAUACGGGAUCCACAAGGACAGUACUUCAUCUUCUACACAUUUGAGGCUCCUAACUCCGAGGUGAUUGUUCUUCAACAGCAGUUAGUUGACCAGCGACAACAAUUAGCUGACCAAGGAAAGCAGUUACUUGACCAGGCUCAAAAUAUGAGUACAAUGCAAACGAUCAUUCAAAUGUUGGCAGCAAAAAAUGGGAUAGAUCUAGCAAACAUUCCGAGGUUUCCGAAGGCAUUAAAGACAUUUACUUCAUCAUCUAAUGUGUUACAAAUGGCUGAAGCAAAGUCUGCUAUAAGGAAACCAGUGUUCAAUAAGGUUGAUCAGCUGCGACCUGGCACUAAUGGGGUUUGUAUGGAGUCUCUCUGCUCUGUUGAAGCCUCUCUUGUUGCUGCUAAUGUGUUGCUGCUAAUGGGGUUGACACACUACAAGGGUUUCAAGGAGGGGCACAAGAGGAUACUUGUGGCAACAGAUCUGGUUGGUAGGGGAAUCAACAUUGAACGUGUUAACAUUGUCAUCAACUAUGACAUGCCAGAUUCAGCAGAUACUUAUCUGCACAGGAAGAUACUAGCAAUGGAUUGGGUCCUUAUGAGAUUGUGA
Molecule: messenger RNA, 642 nt
Organism: Camellia sinensis
Lineage: Eukaryota; Viridiplantae; Streptophyta; Magnoliopsida; Ericales; Theaceae
Source: RefSeq, a predicted model, not a curated record